Molecule: messenger RNA, 1356 nt
Organism: Ilex paraguariensis (yerba mate)
Lineage: Eukaryota; Viridiplantae; Streptophyta; Magnoliopsida; Aquifoliales; Aquifoliaceae
Source: the annotation of a GenBank genome assembly
AUGAAAAAGCGUGACGAGAAUUCUCAACUCGAGAUGUUAAAAGGUGCAAAAUCAAUGGGUGUCGGAGCUACUACAAUUGCUUCAGCGAGAGCUGCUAUCAGUAUUGGAAACGUCUUUAGUUCCUCGAUUCAUUCCAUGGUGCGAAAUCCAUCAUUGGCUAAACAAUCAUUUGGUUAUGCCAUUUUGGGCUUUGCUCUAACCGAAGCUAUUGCAUCGUUUGCCCCAAUAAUGGCCUUUCUGAUCUCAUCCGUAUUCCGAGCGGCACACAAUCCCUGGUCAACGACGGGGUUUGACUUUGGUCACAUUGACGAUGAUGACAGGCUGUCAUUCAUGCACCUUUAUAAGGCUAAGGCUAUAAUAGUUGGAGUUGUUGAGAACCUUUUCAGUUAUUCUCUGGAUGUGCUUGUCCGCCUUCUCGAGUCUGUAGACUUGCUUCCUAAAGCCCCACCCUUUAAGGGGCUGCCUAUCUGUGAUCAACUUCUUGACUUUUGUUUGAGCCUUUUCUUUGCUGGUUCGGCCACAACUGCUCUAGCCAUGUUGCAUAAGAAGGAAAUACUGAACAACUUACAUACGGAGAGACAACUCAAAGUUUCCGGGCAUAUUCGGGCCUCAACACCGAAGUUCAUCCCGAGGCCGAGGUACGUAGUGACGUCUCUUGCUGGGCCUUUGAUAAGGAAUGGUCAGUUUGUUAGUCUUAAUCUAGUGACUGGCCUUGCUCCGAGCGAUAUUCGAAGAGCAAACUCCUGCAAACCAUUGGUGAAAACACCAAUUCAUGUACAUAAAAGUGGGAAAGGAAAAGCCCGGGUUUCUACCAUCCAAUCAAUCAAAAGAGAGACAGAAGUGGGAUUACUGGACAUCAGUAAGGAUGACACUCGAAUACAACCUUAUCCACCGAAACAAGAGGACGUCUUCUUUGACGCGGUGGAUGUCUUUCUUGAAAAAGUUGUUGCCAGAUUUAGGCAAUCGACCUUGAUAGUAUGUUUUCCAUUAGCUAUUGGCCUCACUAUUUGGUGGGCUGGAAUGCCUGAGUUUGUAAUUGAUUGGGUGCCUGAAUGCUGCCUAGAUCAUAAAUGGAUCAAGAUAUGGAAAGGGAUAAUGGAAAUAUCUAUCGUAUUAAAACAAGGUGUUCUCGAUGAGAAUGGUACCAUAGGGGGCAUUCCCAUGACUGACCUGGUCAACUCAGAAUCAAGAGAAUACUUUGAAAGAACAACCUUCGAUCCCCUAGAUAUAAAGAAAAGACAUAACAGAAAGGUUACUAUUGCGGUACUCUUUGUUGCCUAUUUAGCAUUAGCCUUGAGUUGCGAAGAAGCAUUGCAGGUAGUAGCUCAUAUACCAGUCGAAGAGUUAAUGGUGUAG